Molecule: messenger RNA, 807 nt
Organism: Fonsecaea erecta
Lineage: Eukaryota; Fungi; Ascomycota; Eurotiomycetes; Chaetothyriales; Herpotrichiellaceae
Product: 3-oxoacyl-[acyl-carrier protein] reductase
Exons: 2
Coding region: 1-807 (268 amino acids)
Molecular function (GO): oxidoreductase activity, acting on the CH-OH group of donors, NAD or NADP as acceptor
Source: RefSeq, a predicted model, not a curated record
AUGGACAUCACAGGCUACGCAGCCAUCUCGGGCGCAGGGUCCGGCAUCGGACGUGCCACGGCAAUGACCUUUGCGCGCGAGGGAGCGGCAGGGAUCGCGAUGCUGGACAUCAGUGGCCCAGCACUCGAGAGGGCGCGAAGAGACGUCGAGGGCGCCGCCACCAACCCGGCGUUCAGGGGCGUGCUCACGUUCGAGGUCGACGUACGGGACGAGGCUGGGGUCGACUCGGCUAUCGCGUCGACGCACCAGAAGUUCGGCCGCAUCGACUACCUGGUCAACUGCGCGGGCAUCGCCUUCAAGCACCGGGGCACCGCCGCCGCAGAGACCAAGGACUGGCAGCGCGUGCUCGACAUCAAUCUGACCGGCACUUUUUUCGCGCUCAGGGCCUGUGCGCGCAUCAUGCUGCAGCAGGAUCCCAUCAAAUCGGCCAUUGACGGCAGGCCGCUUCAACGCGGGUCCAUCGUCAACAUCUCCAGCGUGCUGGGUCAUGUCGGCGUCACCAACAGCGUGGCCUACUGCGCCAGCAAACACGGGGUGAUCGGGCUGACCAAGAAUGCCAGCGAAGACCACGCGGCCCAGGGGCUUCGAAUCAACGCCGUGUGUCCUGGCUUCAUUGAGACUCCCCUGACGGCGAGCACGCCCGAGAUCAUCCAGACAUUCAAAGACAAAACCGAGGUUUGGACGCCCAUGAAGCGGCCGGGCCAACCUCAGGAGAUUGCAGAUGUGUGUGUAUGGCUGGCAGGUGGCCGGAGCAGCUUCGUGACGGGGACCAGUAUCUGUGCCGACGGAGGGUAUCUAGCUCGAUGA